Nelumbo nucifera (sacred lotus) is the source of this 1251-nucleotide messenger RNA. Its product is annotated as NAC domain-containing protein 90-like. The record is from RefSeq and is a predicted model, not a curated record. Gene Ontology annotation, molecular function: DNA binding. Lineage: Eukaryota; Viridiplantae; Streptophyta; Magnoliopsida; Proteales; Nelumbonaceae. Gene Ontology annotation, biological process: regulation of DNA-templated transcription.
UCUUUAAAUUACAUGCAAAUCAAAGCAGAGAUUAAACCAAAGCCAACGAGACAGUUGCAGAGAGAGAGAGAGAGAGAGAGAGAGAACGUACGAUUUCUGGCUUCUAUAUACUAUAUUUUAUACAGAGGAGAAAGAGGGACAACUGGGAUGGAGGAUCUCCCACCAGGUUAUCGCUUCUACCCAACGGAGGAAGAGCUAAUUUUGUUCUAUCUGAAUAACAAGCUCGGGGGGAGUAGACAGGAUUUAGAACGUGUUAUUCCUGUGGUGGACAUCUACGAGCUUGAUCCAUGGCAGCUCCCAAAGAUUUCAGGAGCUUUGUGCAAUGGAGACCCAGAGCAAUGGUUUUUCUUCACUCCUAGACAAGAGAGAGAAGCCCGUGGAGGGAGGCCAAACAGAACAACGAAUUCUGGAUACUGGAAGGCUACAGGCUCUCCUGGGUACGUUUACUCAUCAAGUAAUCGAAUUAUUGGUGUGAAGAAAACCAUGGUUUUCUACAAUGGCAAAGCUCCUACUGGAGAAAAGACCAAAUGGAAGAUGAAUGAGUACAGAGCCAUUCAAGGAGAAGCUACCUCAUCUGGCAGUGCAUCUCCAUUGCUAAGGCAUGAAUUUAGUCUCUGUCGAGUAUACGUGAGGUCUGGACGCUUGAGAGCAUUCGACCGACGCCCUCCGGCUGCCACAACAAGUCUGGCGCCAAUACAACGAGGUAAUGUGGAGAGAAGAACAGCUGAUCAACAGAACCCUGCAACUGUGGACAAACCCAGCUCACCUGAGAGUUCAUUCUCAGGCGACCAAGCUCAUCCCUCUCGGCAGAAUCCUGCAAUUGUUGACAAACCCAGUUCAUCAUCUGAGAGCUCAUCCUCAGGAGGCGACCAAGCUCAUCCCUCUCAGCUUGGAGAAAGCAUCGACUGGGAGAUGACUGAAGAUUUCCACUCACUCUGGGAAUAUUGGGAGCAAUUGAAUUGGGUAUGACGAAAAAUAAGGCUCACCCCACCAAUUCAGUCGAGAAACAGAAUCCAACAAACAAAAACUAGGUUUCAAUACGACAGUAAAAUGUUCCCUAGCAGCUUACCUACCAAAAAUUCAAAUAAAAAAAAGAAAAUAAAUGGAAGAAGUAGAGAUGAAUGAAUACCAGUUUCUGAAUCAAGAAAUUUUUGUUACUGGGUAGAAACUAAUUUCAAGAAGCGUAAAUUCUUCUGUGGAGAAUGAUUUCUUUAUGACAAUUUUUCAAACGUGAAAAGGAUAUUAACUUCA